AUGUCAACAAAAGCAUCUAAAAAUAAGGGCCCAGAUCAUGCUACAAUCACUGCUUGUGCUACUGGGUCACAUUCUAUUAGUGAUGUAAUGGGAAUAAUUCAAUUUGGAGAUGCAGAUGUUAUGGUGGCUAGAGGGACUGAGUCUCGCAUUGAUGCAUUAUCAAUUGCAGGAUUCUGCAGGUCUCGUGCCUUAACUAAAAAGUAUAACUCAAUGCCACAGGAAGCAUUGUGA
Lathyrus sativus (Indian pea) is the source of this 231-nucleotide messenger RNA. Lineage: Eukaryota; Viridiplantae; Streptophyta; Magnoliopsida; Fabales; Fabaceae. The record is from the annotation of a GenBank genome assembly.